CCAUACACGCUGUCGCCACUUGGUCAAGUCGAUAUGAUGAGGUGUGACAGUUGAAGGAGCAGAAGCAUUGGGGCUUCCAUCGCAUAGCUGCGUCUCGAGCAUGGCCAUGGCGGCGGCAGCCUCUGCUGCGGCAACGGUGGGCGCAAAGCCUUCCUUCUCUUGCCACGCCACUCACGCCCUCCUCAUCUCCCGCCUCCGCCACGGGCUAUCCUUCCCCAAGCGCAUCUCUUCCUCUUGCCCAACCCUCGCUUCUCGCUCCGCCCCCAAACACCUCCCCCUCCGCCGCCCACCCCGCGCGACAUCCGCCCCCGCCGAGACCGCUCCCGCCACCUUCCACGGCCCCUGCUACGUCCUCGGCGACAACAUCGACACCGACCAGAUCAUCCCCGCGGAGUACCUCACCCUCGUCCCUUCCAACCCUGACGAGUACAAGAAGCUCGGCUCCUACGCCCUCGUCGGCCUCCCCUCCGCCGCCUACACCACCCCCUUCGUUGGCCCCGGCGCCACGCGCACGCGCUUUCCCGUCAUCAUUGCCGGCGCCAACUUCGGAUGCGGCUCCUCCCGCGAGCACGCCCCCGUCGCCCUGGGCGCUGCCGGCGCCAGGGCCGUCGUCGCGGAGUCCUACGCCAGGAUCUUCUUCCGGAACUCGGUGGCCACCGGCGAGGUCUACCCGGUGGAGUCCGAAGGGGUUGGGUUGUGGAAGGAGUGCACCACGGGGGACAUCGUGACGGUUGAGCUCGGGGAGAAUCUGCUGGUGAAUCACACGACCGGGAAGGAGUACAAGUUGAAGCCGAUUGGGGAUGCCGGGCCGGUGAUUGACGCUGGAGGGAUCUUUGCUUACGCGCGGAAGACUGGUAUGAUUGCUUCGCCGUCAAAUUAAAGGGACGAUCUUGCGGGUUAUUGCAACUUUUGAUCGAUCAAGUACUCCUUUAGUUGUGUGAUCAAAAAUUUGCCUGUUCUACUUUCUCUUGGAAAGAUCUAUAAACAUGGUGUAAUAAAAUCUGCUCCUUGUAACAGUUAUGCGGAUAUUGUGAUCAACAGACAUUGCGCUGCCUCAAUUUGAUUCAACUUUUUGUUGCA
This is a messenger RNA of Musa acuminata AAA Group (dessert banana), 1080 nucleotides long. RefSeq names its product 3-isopropylmalate dehydratase small subunit 1. Lineage: Eukaryota; Viridiplantae; Streptophyta; Magnoliopsida; Zingiberales; Musaceae. Gene Ontology annotation, molecular function: hydro-lyase activity. Bases 101 to 880 code for a protein of 259 amino acids. The transcript has 2 exons. The record is from RefSeq and is a predicted model, not a curated record.